GGACAAGAACUUCUACCCGAUAUGUUCCUGUGGUUGAUGUACAACAACAGAAAGGUGGCUUUCUUUCGAGUACCUGCCAGAGAUAUAAUAUAUUCAUCUGUAGAAGAAGAAAAGGGACUUUGGUGUGGUUUGAAGAGGACCAUAUGUUUCACGGAGUACGACCAUCCCACUACCCUAGUAUGCAAGAUGGAAGUAUUGGUUAUACUUUUUCUGGACAAACACAAGGCAGAAGCGAUUGAACAAUUGCCAAAGGGAUUCAUUUUUAGUGCUGACCUGGACUCUUUGCCGCUUUAUUGCAUAGCACAAGAAAAGACGAAUUUCACAAUAAGGGCGCAUAUCUUCCAAGGUCGAAUUACAAGUGGCUUUGACAAGACAGGAUUGGCUGACCCAUUCGUAAGGAUUAUAGCUGGUGAUCAAUUUAGAGAUACAUAUGUAAGCCAUCCUAAUCUUAACCUAAACAGAUAAAAACCAG
Acanthoscelides obtectus is the source of this 472-nucleotide messenger RNA. Lineage: Eukaryota; Metazoa; Arthropoda; Insecta; Coleoptera; Chrysomelidae. The record is from the annotation of a GenBank genome assembly.